Molecule: messenger RNA, 1974 nt
Organism: Alternaria ethzedia
Lineage: Eukaryota; Fungi; Ascomycota; Dothideomycetes; Pleosporales; Pleosporaceae
Exons: 2
Coding region: 1-1974 (657 amino acids)
Biological process (GO): potassium ion transmembrane transport; stabilization of membrane potential
Cellular component (GO): membrane
Molecular function (GO): potassium ion leak channel activity
Source: RefSeq, a predicted model, not a curated record
AUGACACAUCAAUGGUGGUUUGCCUCCACGGCGAGUCCCCUCAUAGCAGGAACAUUCGGCCCCAUCGCCAACGGCUUCUCCAUCUGCGCCCUCGUUGAAAAGUGGAGAGUAUACAUCCCGCCGGGAAGCGACGAGGGACACGGCUCGAAGAUUACGGAUCCGAAAUGGCUUAUCGCGGUCAAUUCAGUUUCGCUCGUCUUCGCCUUGAGCGCCAACAUCAGUUUGCUGCUCAACAUGUCAAGGAGACUGACGUUUGAGAUUGCGCAACCUAUCACUAUCAUCGGCUUCUAUCUUGCUGGUUUCCUUUUGAUGGCGCUCGUGGGGGUCGCUUCGUCAUCUGUGUUCCGGAUUCAGCCUAUGGAAGAACAUGCUCUCAGCCAAGCGUAUUACUACGCUAUCAUCGCUGCGGGUAUCUACUUCAUCAUUGCUUCGCUUAUGGCUUUUACUGCUUUCGGAGCGUGGAAGGGACAUUACGCUAGAGACUUCCGGCUGACGGCCAGUCAGAGGACGCUGAUGCUGCAGACAAUCGCCUUUAUGGUCUACCUGCUUAUCGGCGCUCUGAUAUUCUCAUACGUCGAAGGCUGGAUGUUCCUGGAUGCCGUGUUCUGGGCCAACUUUACCCUUCUCACAAUAGGUUUCGGCGGGGAGUUUGUGCCUAAAACGCAUACUGGUCGCUCACUCCUCAUUCCAUAUGCAAUUGGUGGCCUAGUCACAGUUGGUUUGGUCAUUGGUUCUAUUCGAUCUCUUAUUCUAGAGCAUGGAAAGCAAAAGAUGGCUGCUCGCUUUAUGGAAGUCAAAAGACAAAAGGUUCUCAAGUCUAUCGAUGGCGACACGCAGACGAUACGCAUCUCACUGUGGGAAAAGGUCGAGUUCUCCUCGAAAGGUUUGACAGAAGCACAGAGACGAGAGCAAGAGUUCCACAUCAUGCGCCGCGUGCAAACACUAUCCGAGCGCAAGAGGCGAUACACCGCGUUAGCUCUAUCAACCACAGCAGCGAUGCUUCUAUGGUUCCUAGGCGCUCUAGUAUUCAUGUACUCCGAAAAGCCGCAAGGAUUCAGCUAUUUCGUCGCCCUCUACUACGCCUACGUCUCGCUCCUAACGAUUGGUUACGGAGACUACGUCGUCGAAAGCAAUGCCGGAAAAGCCUUCAUGGUCUUCUGGAGUCUACUGGCCGUCCCCACACUAACCAUUCUUAUCUCCAACAUGGGCGACACAGUCAUCAAAGCCUUCAAAGACUUCACCAUCUGGCUCGGCUCCCUCACCGUCCUACCAGAUGAGGAAGGGCUCAGCGCCGCGCUCAAAGUGGGAUGGACGCGCAUCAGAUCCGGCAAGAUAGGCGAAGAAGAAAAGACAAGCUCCGCCAGUCCUACCGAACACCGCAUUGAGGACCGGCUGGCAGCAUACAUAGAAGAAGAAGAGCUAGGCAAAACGGAAGAGGUCGGCGAACACGGCGACUAUCUCGAACGCGACAUCCGCUUCUACCACUUCGUCCUCGCAAAAGAAGUCCGCAAACUGAUGAAAGACGUCGAAAGCUCAUCGUCAAAACAAUACGAGUACCACGAAUGGCAGUACUACCUGCGUCUAAUCGGCCAGGACGAAAACGAUCCUUCGCACCACCGCCAGCCCAAAGCCAACACUCCACACAAGCACGAUGAUGGCGAAGCUCCUGAUAUCGGCUCUGCGGACGAUGGGAAGAAGCGUGCUUGGAGUUGGCUGGGGAUAAGGAGUCCGCUCAUGGGCAAUCAGUCCGAACCCCAAUGGCUACUGCAGCGUUUAGCGAUGAAGUUGGAAUCCGAGAUGCGCAAAAUGAGUUCGUCUGACCAGAAGGUGAGGAAGGCGAAACCACCCAUCUCCAUGGCAGAAUUGAGAAAGCGCAAAGGUAGUGGGAAGGCGUCUGAAGAAACGCAGACAGGGACGUUGCAGGAGGAUGUCGAGGCUACGGCGGUUGGUCAGCGUGAUGUCAAAAGUGGUUGA